AUGGCAAAGGUUAAGAACGCCUGUUUCUACUGCUUAAAAACUAAUCACAGCUGCAAAACUUGUCGCUACAAGGAAAAGUGCAAGCUGGUUAAUGACAGUCAAGAGCAAACGGUGAGAGCAAUUAUCGACACUGGCUCUCAUCACUCCUACAUCCUGGGUCAAGUAGCUGAAUCCUUGGGAUAUGAAAUAGAAGAAAGUCGUACCAUAGUACACUCCCUCUUUGGCGGCUCCCAGACCCAACCACAAGAUCACCCACCUUAUCGAGGAAGACAGCCUAUUUCAUUGCUGAUUGGUGCGGACGUUGUGGGAAGGCUGUACACUGGUGGGCUACACAAUCUCGACAGCGGCAUUACGGCCGUAGAAACACGACUGGGCUGGACGCUCCUAGGAAAAGCCUCCCAACCACAAUCAGAAGAAGCAGAUCCAGCUUUGCUCACUGUGUCAAUGUUCGUUCAGGAAGCCAACGUCAACCAACUCUGGGACCUAGACGUACUGGGCAUCACGGAUGCCGUCCAAAAGAUUUCUAAGGAAGCUCAUCAACAGCAGGUACUGAUGAAGUUUCACGACAUCACCAGGAUAAACGCACAAGGUCGUUAUGAGGUAUUAUUACCCUGGAAGGAGAAUCAUCCAUCCCUCCCAGACAAUCGUUUUUUAGCAGAGAAGGGACUGGACCCGACAUGGACUCGACUAAAGGCAAAGAACAUGGUGAGUGAUUACGAGAAAAUAUUCUAUGAGUGGCUUGAGGAGGGAAUCAUCGAGAGGGUACCAGAAGAUGAGGUGAACAAUCCUGGACAUUACAUUCCCCAUCGAUCAGUCAUAAAAGAGAACAGUACCACAAGAAUCAGGCCAGUGUUCGACGCUUCAGCGAAAGGAAAAAUCGGACCCUUACUCAAUGAAUGCCUGGAGACCGGGCCAAACCUGAUUGAGCUCAUUCUCUCCUUGCUCAUGCGGUUCAGAGAGAAAAGGAUUGGGGUCAUAGCAGAUGUACGCAAGGCCUUCCUCCAAAUUAGUGUUGACCCUGAGGACAGAGACUUCCUGAGAGUUUUAUGGAGACCAACACACAACCCAGACAUAAGAGAGCACUAUCGUCAUCUCAGAGUUGUUUUUGGAGUCUCCAGCUAUGGAAAAUACAGAGCUAUGGAAAAUACAGAGUCCCAAGUCGAGAUCAUUACCCUGGAAAAGUUGAGAGGAUCGUUCUACGUAGACAAUUGUGUCACGAGUGUCCAUUCGCCAGAAAAGCGUCACAAAUUUCAAAAAAUUGCCACCGAAACUCUCAAGACUGGAGGUUUUGAUUUAAGAGGAUGGGAGCACUCAGGGUUGGAGAUGCCAUCGACAGCAAGCUCUGUCCUGGGUCUCAUCUGGAAUCGUGAAACGGACACGUUGACACUGGCUGAUACAGUCAUUCAGAAGGAGAGACCAGCUAACAUCACUAAAAGAACAGUUCUUUCUGCCACGCAGAGUCUAUUUGAUCCGCUCGGCAUGAUCUGCCCAGUCCUCAUUUGUCCCAAGGUUCUGCUGUGGGCAUUUGGGGGAGGACCUGAAGAAGCAUUGAUCUCUCUCCAUGCAUUCGUAGAUGCCAGCCAGGAGGCGUACGCUUCUGUCGUUUAUGCCAGAGUAGAAUUAGGUGACAAAGUGGAGUGCCACUUUGUUAUUGCCAAGGCUCGAGUGUCACCCAAGGACAAACCCAGUAUACCUCGGCUGGAGCUGCUGGCAGCGACGGUGGGAGCUCGUCUCAUGGCCUCAGUGGUAUCUGCCUUGAAUUAUACCCAACGUCUUGGAGCCACAUUCCAGGGAGUCUUAAUCCAGCAGACCUACCAUCACGGAUGUACCGCCAAACAACUGAUCGAAUCUCACUGGCAUGAGGGUGCCUGGUUAAAACUUCCCCCUGCACUGUGGCCGAACUCUACCGGUGAGAUGGACGAAGCAGAAGUCGAUAGAGCGGUCAAGAAGGCCACCAACAAGAAGAAGACACCUGAUGAAGGUGUAGUAACGUGUACGGCGAUCUGUCAUGUCUUGAGUAAUAUUCAAGGUUAA
Diachasma alloeum is the source of this 2034-nucleotide messenger RNA. RefSeq lists its product as uncharacterized. Lineage: Eukaryota; Metazoa; Arthropoda; Insecta; Hymenoptera; Braconidae. The record is from RefSeq and is a predicted model, not a curated record. The coding region runs from base 1 to 2034 and encodes 677 amino acids. The transcript is spliced from 5 exons.